Molecule: messenger RNA, 1215 nt
Organism: Fragaria vesca subsp. vesca
Lineage: Eukaryota; Viridiplantae; Streptophyta; Magnoliopsida; Rosales; Rosaceae
Product: selT-like protein-like
Exons: 4
Coding region: 326-1024 (232 amino acids)
Biological process (GO): cell redox homeostasis
Cellular component (GO): endoplasmic reticulum membrane
Molecular function (GO): thioredoxin-disulfide reductase (NADPH) activity
Source: RefSeq, a predicted model, not a curated record
CGUGUUUAAGUAAAAUAAACAAAUCUUAGUCGUACUGCUUUCAAGUGUUUGUGGUGUCACAAGUAGGUAUAUGUGAUGUUUACAUGUGUAAUAUGAUCCAAAGUUCCAAACAAACUAUACCAAAUAUAUAAUCCAAGCAGAUUAACCAAGUGUUUGAGGGUUGGAUGAUUGGCAUUUGGCACAGUAAUUCCCAAGGAAAAAGAAGAUCCUACUAAUCAGCAAAUCUUCAAUGAGCAAGUAAAUCAUAUGCCUUGGCAAUAGCCUGAAACAGAAAGACAAUCACUCUGUUUUGUAUUCUGGGUGUCUCUAUUACUCUCUCUUUUUGAUGGAUCGAGCUCAUAUAGUUCUAGUUGUGUUACCAAUCUUUCUGUUCUGCAGAGACAUUUUCACCCUUUUCCAACCUAGACCUCCCAAACCUACCCAGUAUCAUUAUCACCAGAUUGCUGAUCCUGAUGAACCACCAGACCCUGAUCCCCAAACCGAAGAGCAACAGAUUCUCCAAGAGCCGCUUAAAUUCCCAGUUCAGAAAUCCAAUGACGCCAUUGGAGAAACUGUCAUAGGAAGCACCAUUAACAUUGAUUUUUGCACAUCUUGUUCUUACAGAGGAAAUGCAAUAACAAUGAAAAACAUGUUGGCAACAUCAUAUCCUGGGAUCACUGUAAUACUAGCAAACCACCCUGCUUCAUUUCAAAAACGCUUGUUGAGCAAAUUGGUACCAGUUGUUCAAGUAGGAAUCAUCGGAACUAUUAUAGGCGGCGAGCACAUUUUUCAGAGGUUGGGGAUGGUUCCACCACCUUCAUGGUACCAGUCUUUGCAAGCCAAUAGAUUUGGUAGUAUUGCAACCAGUUGGCUACUGGGGAACUUCUUGCAAUCCUUUCUUCAAAGUACAGGAGCUUUUGAAGUUUAUUGUAAUGGUGAAUUGAUCUUUUCCAAGCUGAAGGAGCAGAGGUUCCCUAGUGAAAUUGAGUUGAGGGAUCUUCUAGGGAAGAAGCUUGCUAAUUCGAGAAACACUCUUCGGCCAUGAUAUGUCGUAGACCACUGUACUGUUUAUGACUAAUUUUCGAGCACACGACCGACUUUGCGUUAUCUAGUAAUUUCUUUGCAACAAGAGCAAAGGCUGCCAUAUGAUUUGUAUGUUCGACAUAUUGCAGUGUGGAAUUGUAAAAACUCAACGAAACUGAUGAAUGUUAACUUCGCAUUUUUUGCUUUAUGAAC